Messenger RNA from Doryrhamphus excisus (bluestripe pipefish), 10668 nucleotides. Lineage: Eukaryota; Metazoa; Chordata; Actinopteri; Syngnathiformes; Syngnathidae. The record is from RefSeq and is a predicted model, not a curated record.
UGUCCCCUCCUCUCCUCUUAAGUGUUUAUAAAAGCAUGAACAGGAUCAUGAGAUCUUCAAGACUAACAAUGGAGGAUGCAGAUGAUGAUGUUGCUGUCAUUGGGAUAGGAUGCCAUUUCCCUGGAGCGGACAGGUUUGAUAGGACUUCCUGGUAUGAUCCUGAUGACAGGAAACCUGGAAAGACUCAAACCACCAAAGCUGCUUUUAUAGACGGCUUUAAUGAGUUCGACCACAAGUUUUUUGGCAUCGCGGAGGCCGAGGCGGAUGUCAUGGACCCCCAGCAGAAACUCCUCCUUCAGUGCGCCUACAGGGCACUAGAAGAUGCCGGCAUCCCCAUGGAGCGAGCUAGUGGAAGCAGAACUGGAGUUUAUAUCGGUCUUAUGAACAGAGACUAUGAAAUGCUCCGAAGUAACAGCGCUGACACUAUAAGUCACUACAACGCCACAGGGACGGCCAUGAGCGUCGCCGCCAACAGAAUUUCCUAUGUUUUCAAUCUGACCGGUCCCUCUUUCGCCAUCGACAGUGCUUGUUCCUCAUCCUUGGUGGCGCUACACAUAGCUUGCCAGGCUUUAAAGCAAGGAGACUGCGACAUGGCUCUAUGCGGAGGGGUCAACUGCAUCAUAGAGCCCAGAGUCUUUGUUGCCCUCAGCAAGGCCAAGAUGAUCUCACCAGAAGGUUCUAGCAAGCCUUUCUCCAGCAGAGCGGACGGCUACGGCAGAGGAGAAGGCUGUGGGGUACUUCUACUUAAACCACUCAAAAAUGCGCUACAAGACGGCAACCACAUUUGGGGCAUCGUUGCCAAAACAGCCAUCAAUCAAGACGGACAAUCCGUGUCACCAAUCACGAAGCCCUCCUUGCAUCAACAGGAAGAGCUACUACAGACAAUUUACUCCCAGUGCGACCUCGCCACUGUCCAGUACAUCGAGGCUCACGGAACUGGAACCCCGGUCGGCGAUCCGACAGAGGUAGCUAGCAUCUCAAACGUCAUCGCUCAAGCCAAAAAUCGGGGUCCAGAGACUCUGUGGAUCGGUUCAGUUAAAGGGAACAUCGGACACACUGAAUCUGCAGCAGGGGUGGCCGGUGUCAUCAAGGUGCUCCUAAUGAUGAAGCAUCAGACCAUUGUUCCCUCGGUUUUCUACUCCCAAGAAAGUUCUAUCAUAGACAUGAAGAGAAUAAGUGUUCCCACAAAAGCUGAGAGGUGGAGGACCAAUGGGAAGCGGGUAGCUGGGAUAAACAGUUUUGGCUUUGGAGGCACAAAUGCUCAUGUCGUUGUAAGAGAGCAUCAAGAGGCCAUUGGACCUGCACCAAUCCCAAAAAACGGUCCUAAAAUGUUCAUAACAUCUGCAGCUUCUGAGAAAUCCUUGAUUCAAACCCUUGUUGACACACAACAUAUGCUUCUCAGCGGCCGAGCAGCUGACGUGCAGGCUUUAUGCUACACAUCAGCUUGUGGGAGGAGCCACUGGAAGCACAAAUACCGGAAAGCGAUGCUAACAUCUUCUCUAUUGGAUUUGCAGCAUCAGUUAGCAGUAAAAGAAGAAGUAGCGUGGACAAAGUCAGACAGAGAGGUGGUGUUUGUGUUUAGCGGAAACGGUGUUGCAUUCAAGGGUAUGUGCAAAGAGCUUUUUAGGAAUGUUCCUGUCUUCCAAGACAAGGUGAAAGAAGUGGAGGCCCUUUUUCAGAAACAUAAACGCAUCACAAUAAGCUCAUGGCUUGACGGUGAUGACUUAAGCCAGCCAGAUGUUGUCCAACCACUACUUUUCACCUUUCAGGUAGCCAUAGCAUCCUUGUUGAAGCACUGGGGCAUCCAACCUGACACGGUGCUCGGACACUCCUUGGGAGAAGUCGCUGCCGCUCACUGCUCGGGACUCCUGUCUCUGGAGGACGCGGUCAAAGUGGUUUACCUGCGUAGUAGUCUUCAAAGUAUUGUCGCUGUUGGGAAGAUGCUAGUCGUUAGCAAUGUUGCAGUAGAAAAGGUGUUAAGAAUCCUUCCAGAUUUCUCUGGAAGCGUUUGCGUGGCCGCCUUCAACAGUCCGGUGUCUUGUACUUUGUCAGGAGAUGCAGACGCUGUAGAUGUCCUCCAUGAGAAGCUGAAGAUGAUGUAUAUGCAUGAGAAUAUCUUUCUCCUUAUCUUAGAUGUUCCGGCAGCUUAUCACAGUCAUUUAAUGGAUCCAAUCGUUGAAGAUGUUCAGAGAACUUUAGAUGGUUUGGUUGUCAACGAGUUGGAGUGUAAACUGUUUUCCACACUGACAGGGAAAGAGUGUGAGGAUGGUGACUUUGGAACAGGCUCCUACUGGGCAAAGAACAUCAGGAAACCAGUUCUGUUUCAGCAAACCCUGCAUGCAGUCGCCAAAAAUAAGCUUCCGGAGAGGAACAUGGUCUUUGUGGAGAUUGGACCACGCCGAGCUCUCCAAAGAAACAUACUGGAGACACUAGGGAAGGAAACGAUAGUUCUUUCCUCUGUGGAACCACAAAGAGAAUAUGAAAUUAUGUUGUCCACAGUGGGAAGACUAUUUGAGUUGGGCAUCAACGUUCACUGGCAGGAGAUCUACAGAGGUUAUGAAACGCUACCCACAGCAUUCCCGAUUUAUCAUUUUGAUAACACAAAGAAGGAAAUUCAUUUUGAGGAUGUCAGGAAAGGAGAAUCAUCUUCUCUUUCGCCACAUUUGCUCAUAUUCCCGACGGAGCAGAACAACGAAUACAAGUGCAACCUCUCGGUGGAGACUGUGGCAUAUCUCUGGGAGCACAAGCACAACGGUGUCUCCAUCGUGCCCGGUGCUUUCUACGUGGAGCUGGUGUUCACCUCUUUGAUGGCGCAUUUAAAACCAAAGAAGCCCGUCUCCUUCGUCCAGAUCAGUGUGAUAUUUCACAAGCUGCUUCGUGCUGACAACCACCAGCUGAAAGUGACAUUUGUUGAAAAUGAAUUUACAAUAUGUUCCUCUGCCGCCACUCAUGCCUCAGGUACAUUUAAGUGCACAGAGGGUCCGGCUUUCAUAGAGGAACCCAGAAUUAAUCCAGAGAGGAUCUUAAAAAGAUGCACUUUGGUCGUAAAAACAAAUGAGAUCUACUCCAUUCUUUCCAAAGCGGGAUUUGACUAUGGCUCUGUGUUCAAACAACUUCACGAUGUGUAUUUUGGGGAUGAAUUCAACGAGGUACUGACAAGACUUCAACUACCCAAAGAACUCCUCAAGGAGCUUCACAACUGCGUCCUCCACCCUGUGCUCUUGGACUACUUCAUGCAAAUGACUGCAGUGGUAGCCAUGAGGAGUCUCACAACCAAGCAAGGAUUCCCUUCCAUGAUUGGCAGUCUUGUCAUUUCAGGACCACCGCAAGAGGAUAUGUUUAUUUACAUGCGGAUAACGCAAGAAACUCCAAGUUUCCUUGAAGUGUGCGGUUGUUUUGCCAGCACAGGUGGAGAAGUACUUGUAGAACUUAAAGAUGUAAAGAUCACGUUCAUGGGUGGUUGCUCAUCUUCUUCUCAGUCACUGUUAUUCCACAAUGAAAUCACUCCCAUCCCGGUUGAGACUAAUUGUGAUGGGAAGAUAAGAGCAUUGGUUCUUGCGGACAAGCUGGGCAUCGCUGAAGCGCUUAGUCCAUACUUGCAUCCCGAGUCCCUCACAGUGGAGGACACAAGCCAACUCAGACAUGUAGUUCGAAAUUCACUUAGCAAUUUUAGAGAUGUUCUCUUCAUUUGGGCCGCAGAUGAUCUUAGUAACUUAUCACCUGAUAGGACACUGGAGCGCUUGGUGACUAGCUGUGAGUUAUUCCGACAGGUUCUUCUAACCUUGAAAGAGGGCAAUUAUUCUUGCACUGUCCGUGUUAUUACCUACAGGUCCUCAGAGAAGAUGGUUGAUUGUUUAAGUUCUGGUUUUGUGCUGUCUGGUAUGACAAGAGCUUGUGCAACGGAGAUAUCUGGUAUGUCUUUACAGCUGAUUGAUUUGACAUCGCUAACCAGAGAAGACACUGAAUGUCUCGUUGGCGUCAUUAAUGGCUGCAAAGAACCAGAAGUCAUUAUUGGUCAAGGGAAAGCGUCCACAGUAAAGACAACUUGUACUCCCACGGUGGACAGAGUGUCUUUACAAAGUGACAGACGCUCAGUGAAAGAUUUUGUCCUGCAGAGUAGUCGUCCGUACAAAGUGGAAGGCGUGACAGCCGCCCCAUGUGACUUGAAUGAGGGCUCAGUCCCACAGGGAUCUGUUGAGAUUGAGCUAACAAACGUUUGCGUGUAUUCGUCUGAUUACUUCCCCGUUACCGUUUCACACUUGCAAUUCGGGAAGACGCUGUACUGGAACAAUCGUGCUGCACAUCACCACGCACUUCUGGCUCUGGAUUUUAGCGGCAUCGUGACCGCUGUUGGGAAAAAUGUUUAUGGCGUAAAAGCGGGUGACCGUGUUGCAUCAUGUUAUCCAACUGUGGCCACAGCGAGGGUUGUCGUUCCUGAUUCUCUGUGUUUCGACAUUAAGACACUCCCGUUUCUGGAGGAAUCUCCAAUUGUGUCUUACUUCAUCCUGGCAUGGGAGAUCCUGACGAGAGCCCUUCCGACUGUGAAAGCACAAGAACAGAACAAACUGGCAAUCAUCACGCCAAACUUAGCUUCUGUGUUUAUGAAAAUAUUAGCGUUGACCGCAAACCGAUCAGGUUGGAAUGUAUCCUGUUUACCGCGUUUGAUGACGGAUGCUACUGAACCAUGCCGAGCUUUUGUUUUCCUGCCUCCCGUCGAUAACUCCUGGACGGAACUACAAGAUAACGACGACCAUGAGAGACAUGUUGUACUCAUGAAUAACACACACAUGUCGUCUUCAUGCUGGGGUGCGUUCAAGAGCAUCCGUAUGCAUAUUCUAGAUGUGACUUGUGUCCUUCAAAGAUCUUACCUCAAGGUGCACGGCGGCGCCAUCUUCAAGUGGCUCACAUGUCUUGGCUUUGAGAGAGCAUCCUUACCUAUUAAAAGCGAGACAUUUCAAACUUCACACAAAGCAGAAGCGCAGACUGAUGACUCUUACUUUGCCACAAAGGUAGUACGUCAAGUUAUUUUGCAACAUAGCUACCCAGUGUCUGAUAUUCGUCUGUUGGCCAGGCCGAGGCAACUCUUCAAAAAAGAUAACGUUUACAUCAUCACUGGAGGGCUCACCGGAUUGGGGUUUCAGACAGUGAAGUUCAUUGCCAGCAACGGUGGUGGUUGUAUCGUAACCCUCUCCAGACGCACGCCAACACAUGAAACACAAUCUGAACUGGAUCUCAUGCAAAGAAGAUAUGAUGUUGUCAUCAUGAGCGUACAGUGUGACGUUUCUGUGCUGCAGCAGGUGGUGGACGCCAUAUCGGAGAUUGAACGAAGAUUCAGUUCUUGUCCCAUUAAAGGGGUGUUUCAUAGUGCUGCGGUACUCCACGAUGCAUUCAUCGACACCCUAAAUAAAGCGCUCCUGCUGAAGGUACUGCAGCCGAAAGUGAGUGGAGCCUUAAAUCUUCACCAUGCAACGCUUUCAAAGAAACUUGACUAUUUUGUGUGCUAUUCGUCCAUCUCUUCAAUCAUCGGAAAUGAAGCCCAGUCUAACUACGCAGCUGCAAAUUCAUUCCUGGAUGCCUUCUGUCAUUACCGCAGAAACCUCGGCUUGGCUGGACAGUCCAUCAACUGGGGGCCAUUGAACCUCGGCCUCCUGUUCAACAAACAUCAUAUCCAAAAUCUGCUGCAGGCUAAGGGAUUGACAGUUAUGGAUGUGUGCGACUUUCACAGAGCCCUCACAGAGGUUCUACUUGUGAACAAACCUCAGCAGCUCGUAUGCAAAUUGACAUUUAAAAACAGUCUUUCACAAAACAACUUACUAAAAGAACAACUGUAUACCUUAGCAGAGAUUAAGGACAACAUGGUGAGCGGUGAGCUGGGACUUCCACAGGGGUCUUGCCCACAAGGAAGCGUGAGACGUAUCAUCAGUGAUGUAAGCAACUAUGAGGAAGAGGAACUGGAUGAUGACGUCACUCUGGGAGCACUGGGCGUCGACUCCAUGUUGGCCAUGACCCUGCAGAGUCAGAUAUAUAAAGAGACAAACGUUCAUGUACCUUUGGUCAGGAUACUGGAGCCGAAUACUACAGUGGCUACUUUGGAAACACUGGUGAUGAAUAUUAAUAUCAUGUGAUACGUAUAUCAGAACAUUGCAACACCUUCACAUUCUUGUCUGAUACCUGUUGGCAAGUGCAAUGAAAGACAAGGACAGUGUUACCAUGACUACAAUCAGACAUUUAUUUCUGCCGCAUUGUAAUAAAAAGUGCUUAAAUGUUAACACUCUAAGAGUAUAUAACAUUUAUUGAGUGUUACAAUGGAAAAAUGUUUCACACAACACAACCAUAAUACAUAACUGCGCAAUGUGAGUGCUUUUUAUUAGCAUGUUUUACAGUCCAUAGUUGGUGUCUAUUGUUUGAUCAUCCCCAUAAAGCCAAUAAAUAUCAUCAAUACUGAUAAGAAUGAUCACCUGCAGGACACGUGAAUGAUGAACAGGUUAAAAAAAAAGUCUGUUAUCUCCACAGAACCUUCAGACCUUGACAUAAUCACAACAAAGUCAGUCAGGACACACUGUAUACUGAAAUAUUCCACAUAUCAACAGUGAUCAGGUUUAAAAUCUGGUGGAAAGCGCGCUUGCAUCAGUUGAGAGUUCAUUAUUAGUUCCGUCUUCGGUUGUUUCGCUCAAGAUGGCUACCACUGUUGACAGUGUGGCGUUAGGGUCCAACAGUUUCACCAAAGGCACGUUGACGCCUCGGUCCUGAUAGAUGAGGUUUUGCAGCGUCAUGGCCUGCAUGGAAUCGAUACCGAGUGUCGAGAGCAGAGUGUCGUCUUUUACUUCGCCCACCUCCAAGCCAAUGGUUUUCACGAGCAAUGAAACAAUGUAAUCCCUGGCUGGGACUUCUUCAGUGUUUUUAUUUUCAGAGUCCAACUGUCUGGACUUUUGGAAGGCUUGCUCGACCAGCGCAGACAGCCUCAUGGUCAGAGAUACAUUCUGAGAGAGGACGUUGAAGCGGAUGUUUCUGAAGUGAAAGCGGCACACGGCCUGUUGGGGUUGGUUGAUGAGCAAACAUUGCUCCAGGCUUUUGUGGAUCUCGGCCACCUUCAGCACCAUCAUGCCCUUGGCCUCCAGGAACCGAUGAAACACCUCUUUGUUCAGGAGGAGUCCAAGGUUCAAAGCUCCCCAGUUGAUGGACUGUCCAGGUAGGCCGAGCUUGCGCCUGUACUGACAGAACAAGUCCAGGAAAGUGUUUGCUGCUGCGUAGUUUGUUUGUGAUGCAUUUCCCAGAAAGCCUGAUAUGGAGGAGUAACAAACAAAGUAAUCUAACUGGCAGCUCAGUGUUGCAUGGUGCAAGUUAAGCACACCAUUCACUUUGGGCUUGAGAACUUUCUCAUAGAGGGAUCUGUCAAGAGCUUCAAUGAGCCCGUCAUGCAAGACCACUGCGCUAUGAAACACUCCUCUGAUUGGACAGCCUUCAAAUUUGAGCUGGAUGGCAUCCACAACUUUGUGCACCUGCUCAGACACUGAUAUGUCGCACUCCAUGCUAACAAUGCUGUUCCCACACUGUUUCUCUACAUUGCCAAUCGCUUGCUGCAUCUCUGCUGAGGGCUUGCUCCUGGAAAGGAUGACGACGAACUCACCUCCCUUUUGUGAGAUGAACUUGACCGUUUCAAAGCCCAGCCCGGUCAGACCGCCUGCUACGAUGUACACUGAUUUCUUUCGGAAAAGCUGCUUUUUCGUGGGCAGCAGCGGAAUGUCUGAUAUUGAUGUGGAAUGUCCUUUUUCUAGAGCCACGACAGCCAGGCUCUUUGUACUGAAGUAGGAAUCUGAAUAAAGGUUGCUGAUUUUUUCUGAUGUGACACUCUGAAAGGUGACACUUGCGAGGAAAAAUUUCUUAGUCAGGUUCAGAGACUUGAGCCACUGAUAAACACGGAGCCUUCGAGCACUCAGAGAUCCUUUUUGCAGAAUGACUGGCAUGUCAACUGUCUGCACAUGGACACUUUGCUGGAAAACCUGAAGCAGAUCCUGGGCAACCAAAGGCUGUGUUUGGGACUUACGGACAAGGACAACAUUCUGGACAGCAUGAGAGUUAGAUAUUUUAGCCAUCAAGGAUUUGUCAUAUGGAGGCAGGAUAAUGAUUGCAUCCAUUUGAUUGGCAUUUAUAAAGGAAUCAUUGCACUGUGUUCCAACAAGCACGUUCCACCCUAACUUCUGAGAUGCAAGCGCCAAAACCUUGACCAGAGCUGAAUCACGAACAGAAGAUAUAAUGCCCAAGUUUUGCUUUGCUCUUGGCAAAACGCGAUGCAAUAUCUCCCAUGCCAGAACAAAGUAGGACACACAAGGUGUUGACUGAAGGAAGGGAAGGCGUUUGGUGCUGUAGCAGACAUCUUGUGGGACCCUCACCCUAUUGGCUGCCACCACAGGGUAACAGGAAGCCACAGAAUCUCCCACUUUUAAUUUCCUGACCUCCUUUCCGACCCUUGUAACAACACCACUGAAGUCAAGCAUGAGUAGCUUGUGGUUCUGGGAAGAGUGCUGGUUCCAGUACAGCGUCUGACCAAAGUUCAGAUGUGAGGCACUGACAGGGAAGUAAUCCGACGAGUGGACACACAUAUUAGUGGGCUGAAUUUCAACACAAGUAUCACUUAUUGUCUCUUCCUCAUUGUCAAAAUGGACAGCAGUAAGCCGGCUCAUUGUAAAGGCAUCUGCAGUCUGAAGGAUGCAAGGUUCACAAGUGCUGGAGGUAAAACUCCCUGCAGAGUUUUCAAUUAAUUCAGGAGUGGUACGCUCAAUGGAAGGUUUGAGAAUGACCCCGUCUUUCACCACCAGUUCUGGGUACUUGCUGCAAGGGUAGGCUCGUAGGACCUCAGACAGAGCUGUGAUAUCCUUAGCAGAGACAGAGCUUAUGUCAACCAACUGGAAAGAAAGCUCUGGUAUCUCAGCAGCAAAAGAGCGAGUCAUGCCAACGAUGGCAAAGCCUGGAUUGACGUGAUCGACUGUGAGAUCAGAUGAACAGUAUGUUACUGCUCGGAUGGAAUUUGGAAAGCGAAUUCGCUUGAGCUCUACGACAAUUUGCCGGAAGGUUUCGCAGCAGUUGGCCAGAUUCUGCAGGACGACAUCGGGUGUGAGUGAGUCAAAGUUCUCUUUGCCCCACAAGAACAAGACCUCAUCAAAGUUGUCCGCAAUGUCUGUGAUAUUGAGGUUUGCCAAGAGCGCCGGAAAGCCACUGCUCAAGAUCUCUUUAGCAUAUGUAAAGGAAAUGUAGCGAGAUCUGGAGUCCAAGUGUUGCUGUAGACAUUUUGAGAUUCCUAUGCGGUCCGAGAACACCAAGGCCUUAGGAGGUGGAUCAUUUGUAAUCCCCUCGGGAAUUACGCUGAAGUGGUUAUGAUAGAAGUACUCCUCAACCACAUGAGAACGACUGCCAAGGUAUUUGAUUAACACAUGCUUCACCUCAACCAAGACGUUGCCAUCUCUAUCUGCAAAGCACCCACAGACCUCAAAGUGAUCCGUACCGACAUCAGUUGCCCUCAAGUAGACAAUCAUCUCAUCUUUCAAGGGUGCUGACACCGUCAAACUUCCAAUCUUAGCAGGAAAUCCUGGUCUCCCAGCAAAAAUAUGCUCAACUGUGACUGGCAAAAGUUGCAUUAGGAAGUCCAGUAGGACGGGAUGAACAUGGUAGUCGUGCAACUGAGGCAGGAGUUCCUCUGAAACUGUGACAACAGCAUAGGCCUCUUUCAGAUCUUCCCCAUAGUGAACACUGGCCUUAUUCUGGAAGACAUCUCCAUACUGAAAGCCUCCUUGGGACAGAUAGCCAUAAAAUUCUUGAUAGGUCACCGCAGAUGUGCAGCGUUUGUAGAUGCCAUUCAGGUCAAUGUGCUGUUCUUCUACUGGUCGCUCUUUUUUCACUACGACCAUGCCUGAUGCGCACGUGGCUGAGGAUGAGAACACAGUGAAGGUGGCUUCAUUCUCUUUCUGCUCAAGCUGCACCUUCAUCUCUGGGGGAUUUGGAGUUAAGAUGAAUGGGCUGUGAAAACUGACACUAAGCUGCAGUGCGUUGAGGGGGACCUUUGGUUUUGCACAGGCCAUGAAUGCAGCCAAGCCCAACUCAGCAUAGAAGGCUCCAGGGAUGAUGGGUACACUGUUGUGUUUGUGUUCUUUCAGGUAGAAGACAGAAUCGGACACCACAUCACAGCUGAAUGUGUUCUUUUCACUUCCUGUGGCGCAGAGCACUGGGUGAUUACUGGCAGUGUUUUUCUGAGCACCUUUAAUGAUCACAUCCCUGUCCGAGAUAUCAAACUGGUAUUUUGGGAAGGGAAGUGGCACAGUCUCAUACCCUGCAUAGAAGGUGUUCCAGUCUACCUGGACGCCGACCUCAAAGAGCCUGGAAACCACAGACAAGAGUGUCUGGUGGUCUUUGUCUGGCUGCAGCGAGGCAACAACUGGUAUGUCGUUCCCCAGAGUUUCCAUGAUGUUCCUCUGGAGGGCUCUCCGUGGACCCACCUCCACAAAGACCAAACUCUUCUUGCCUCCACUAGCUGAUCUGACUGCCUGCUCAAAAGCAACUGGCUCCCGAAUAUUCCUAGCCCAAUAAUCACCUGAGCAGAAAUCCCCUCGUCGUGCCUCCUCACCUGUCACUGUUGAGAAAAGCUGUGUGCUGAGCUCAUUCUCUUCCAAGGAACCG